Bursaphelenchus xylophilus (pine wood nematode) is the source of this 393-nucleotide messenger RNA. The record is from the annotation of a GenBank genome assembly. Lineage: Eukaryota; Metazoa; Nematoda; Chromadorea; Rhabditida; Aphelenchoididae.
AUGGCAACCGUCGAAAGAAGCCGGACGGCUUUGAAAGCUUUCAAGACAAUCAUUACCGAGAUCAAGAAGGCCAAUGGAGUAAGUGUUUUAUUGUUUGUUCUCGGAACUUUAGUUGAUUUACAUCUGGAAGACGUCUGACUAAAAAUAUUUUAGAAACCUUCAGAACAACACAUAAACUUCAUCAAGGAUCAAUUCAAGAACCACAAGCUUACUCAGCGGGUUAAUAUGAAUGGUCCGAAGGAAUUGGAAGGGCUAGCACAAACCUAUGCCACUUACUUACACUCCACAAGAGAAUUGGCCGAACUCCACGAGAAGUAUAAGGGAAGAGAGCGCACUGUUGAAGAGAGCGCAAGAUUGGUCGGACUACAAGUCCCAGAACGUCGGAGGGAUUGA